AUGUAUAUCCGCGCCACUCACGCAGAGACAGACCUCCGUGUCCUUCGUCGUCUCAUCCAUGAAAACCCACUCGGAAUGCUCACGACCGGAAUCAAAUCCGAAACACAUUCAUUUCUCCAAAGCAGCCAUAUUCCAUUCCUGCUAGACGUCCAGGAUGAAUCAAGCGAAACAGAACUCGGUCGUCUAAGAUGUCAUAUGGCACGACAAAACCCGCAGAGCAAAGCCAUAAUAGAGCACUGCACCUCGAACCCCGGACUCAAGAACUAUCUCGAAGAUGAAGUUCUCAUCAUCUUUACCAAGCCAGCACAUCAUUAUGUCACACCCAAAUUCUAUACCGAGACGAAACCCGCCACUGGCAAGGUUGUACCGACGUGGAACUACGCUGCGGCUCAAGUUUAUGGCAAAGCGCGCAUUUACUACGAAAACAACGAGGAGACGUCGAGCUUUCUCGGCAAGGCUAUUUCGGACCUCACAGAUGCCAGCGAGACAAAAAUAAUGGGGUACACGGGUGGGGAUAGACCUACGCAGUGGAAGGUUGCAGACGCGCCUGAGAAGUACGUCGAACUGCUAAAGAGGAAUAUCAUCGGUAUUGAGAUCGAAGUGACCAAGUUGGAGGGCAAAUUCAAGAUGAGUCAGGAGAAUGGAAAGGGAGAUCGGGAGGGAGUUGUUGCGGGCUUUGAGGCAUUGGGGACUGUGGUUGGCGAUGAGAUUGCAAAGACUGUUCAAGAGCGUGGGAGGUGA
Molecule: messenger RNA, 741 nt
Organism: Fusarium pseudograminearum CS3096
Lineage: Eukaryota; Fungi; Ascomycota; Sordariomycetes; Hypocreales; Nectriaceae
Exons: 1
Coding region: 1-741 (246 amino acids)
Source: RefSeq, a predicted model, not a curated record